ACGAACUCUCACCCAAAUGGCGCCGUCGAGAACCGAUUGUCCAACGCUGUUGGCGGGAAAUGCCCUUUGAUUCUGUCUGAUCGUGCUCUCCGAUUCCGCCUGUUAUCCGUCGCAUCUCCUUCCCCUGUCGAUUCUCAAUUCUUCUUUCCGUCCAUGAGCUCAAGACUUCCCUGUAAGUAUUUCUUCAAUGUUUCCGUAACUACAUGCCAUUCAGGUUGUGAUGUGUUCAUUUUCGACUAUUGCAGAAGGUCAAUUGGAGUUGUGGGCGACAAAUUCAAGCAUUAAGGCACAAAUUUUGGAGGGCAUAUCUCGUCGUCGACCAAUGACUCCAUUCUUGUUCCUAGAACUCCUUCCCCAUGCCCUGAAGCUCUCUGCCUCGAUCUCCUUGAACGCUCUGCA
Messenger RNA from Linum tenue, 399 nucleotides. The record is from the annotation of a GenBank genome assembly. Lineage: Eukaryota; Viridiplantae; Streptophyta; Magnoliopsida; Malpighiales; Linaceae.